AUGGACCCACAGAACUUGCAUAUGUCGGAGGGAACGCUCGCCGACAUCGAGGCGCUCCGCCUACAGCUGACUAACGACCCGGCCAUGCUGCUUAACAGUAUCGAACGCCUUCCUAGGCUUGUAUUUCGCUAUAUUCUUGUGUUGGAGAAGCGAGAAACCGGCGAGAAUUUGUUGGACGUCUUCAUCCAUUACCUCUUGAUUGUGCAUUUUACGAACCUGGUCUUGAGCUUGUUCGAAGACAGGAUAAAGAAGCACGGUUCUGUGACGCGGUUCACGGAUGACGGAAGUGAUGGCUACAUGAUCGCACAAACAAUUGCGGGGUUUUUAGAGGAGCGAGAAUGUCCAAUUUGCUCGUGGAAGAACUUUGCAGACUUCUUCACCCCAUCUCACUCGCUGUUUACAUGA
Tricharina praecox is the source of this 405-nucleotide messenger RNA. RefSeq lists its product as uncharacterized. Lineage: Eukaryota; Fungi; Ascomycota; Pezizomycetes; Pezizales; Pyronemataceae. Bases 1 to 405 code for a protein of 134 amino acids. The record is from RefSeq and is a predicted model, not a curated record. The transcript is spliced from 5 exons.